Molecule: messenger RNA, 2378 nt
Organism: Carcharodon carcharias (great white shark)
Lineage: Eukaryota; Metazoa; Chordata; Chondrichthyes; Lamniformes; Lamnidae
Gene: dbt
Product: dihydrolipoamide branched chain transacylase E2
Exons: 11
Coding region: 34-1524 (496 amino acids)
Cellular component (GO): mitochondrion; cytoplasm
Molecular function (GO): acetyltransferase activity; lipoic acid binding
Source: RefSeq, a predicted model, not a curated record
GCUGACGCUGUCCUGACCUCAGUUCCGGGUAAAAUGGCGGUUCUGCGUGCUGUUUUGUGGGGUGUAGGUGUAAGGUUGUCGUUCGGUACUGGCAGGACUCCGUUCCGACAGGUUUGUGUGCACCAUUAUAGAUGUUGUAGUAGUACCCAUUUUACGAAGCCAGAAUAUCCUGCAUUUAACAAGUCAUCCCUUCGAAACAGCACACUAUCAAGAUUUUUCAGAACCUCUACUGCUGUUAAUGGCCAGGUUGUUCAGUUUAAACUUUCUGAUAUUGGAGAAGGAAUUACCGAAGUUCAUGUGAAGGAAUGGUAUGUAAAGGUAGGAGACACGGUGUCACAGUUUGACAGCAUCUGUGAAGUUCAGAGUGACAAAGCAUCAGUUACAAUAACGAGCCGAUAUGAUGGUGUAAUUCGAAAAAUUUAUUACAGUGUGGAUGACACAGCUUAUGUGGGCAAACCACUGAUUGAUAUAGAAACAGAAGCUGUAAGAGAUGUUGGACCAGAGCAGGAUGUUGUUGAAGCUCCUGCAGUGUUGAAUGAGGAACACACGCACCAGGAAAUAAAAGGGCAGAAAACACUGGCAACUCCAGCUGUACGCAGACUUGCCAUGGAGAACAAUAUUAAGCUAAGUGAAGUGGUUGGGACUGGAAAAGAUGAACGAAUCCUCAAAGAGGAUAUACUAAACUACUUGGCUAAACAAACUGGGGCCAUUUUACCACCAUCACCUGAGAUUAGUCCGCCUCCACCGGAGCAAGUUCUAUCUAAGCCUAAAGAGGUGCCACCUGUUUCUAAACCAAUAACUCCAAUGUUGGCAUUUACUGGAAAAGAUAAAACUGAGCCAGUUAAAGGGAUCCAGAAGGCUAUGGUAAAGACCAUGUCCGUUGCUCUGAAAAUUCCUCAUUUUGGCUACUGUGAUGAAGUGGAUUUAACUCGUCUUGUGAAGCUACGGAAAGACCUGAAAGCUGUGACUGAAGAUCGAGGGAUCAAGCUCUCUUUCAUGCCAUUCUUUCUAAAGGCAGCAUCUUUGGGUUUGUUACAGCAUCCUAUCCUAAAUGCUUCACUGGAUGAGAACUGCCAGUUUAUAACUUACAAGGCUUCCCACAAUAUUGGCAUCGCAAUGGAUACGCAGCAAGGUCUGAUUGUUCCAGUUGUUAAGAACGUACAGGUUCUUAGUGUUUUUGAGAUUGCAGCAGAAUUAAACCGGCUGCAGACUUUGGGCUCUGCCAAUCAGCUGGGGACAAAUGAUCUCACUGGAGGGACAUUUACUCUCUCCAACAUUGGCUCGAUUGGCGGUACCUAUGCUAAACCUGUCAUACUACCUCCAGAGGUGGCUAUUGGAGCUAUUGGAAAGAUACAGGUCCUCCCCCGAUUUAAUGAUAAAGGUGAAGUGAUCAAGGCUCAAAUCAUGAACGUUAGCUGGUCGGCUGAUCACCGGAUUAUCGAUGGAGCCACAAUGGCCCGCUUUUCAAAUCUUUGGAAAUCUUACUUGGAGAACCCUGCAUCCAUGCUGCUAGACCUAAAGUAAAGGCAGGUCAUUGAUAAACAACAGCUUACUACAACAGACCAGCUUCAAAGAAGAGAAAUGGGUUUUUAUUUUGAUGUGAUUUAUAAAUGUUGCCACUAUCUUCUCUCUCGGUUUUGUAUUCUGAACAGUGACUUGUCUAAAGCAGUUUAUAUCUGGUAGAGAUUAGGUUUUGGUUCUUUUAUUAAGCUAAGUGGUGGAAGGGGCACAAUACUUGAAGGGUGAAAUUUACAUUGAACACAUGAUUAGAGAAUAGUCUCUUCUCCGUUUCCCCUUCAUUCAAACCACACCUCCCUUUAACACACCGCUCCCCCCCACCCACCCACCCAACCCCCACCCAACCCCAAGAAAAAUAAUGGUUAGGCCAUUGUGGGAAUCUGGCAAUUGUAGCAUCUACUUUUAACUGCUGAAACACAGGCCAUAAUUCAAUUAAAGCAGUUUGCAGCCUAAUUUAUCUUAUAUCCUUGUGCCUUUAAGCACUAAGAUUUUUUUUAAGCUGUCAGAAUAAACAUGGUUCUUCUGUUACAUAAUGGCUGCAGAAAUUGUCCCUUAUAAAAGUUUUACAAUCAAUUAUGGAAUGUUCGAAAUGUACAGAACCCCAUAGCAUGUUCAUUAAUCUGCACUGUUGUAAUAAAACCGGUCGAGUUAUUACUUAUGUUUUGGCGCAGAAAUACCACUCAGUGCUCAAAUGGUUUAUGUAGUUUUAUUAACCUGACAACUUCCAGGUUCUGAUUACAUGAGAAUCGUUAUAUUCCAACACUAAUUUAAAGUCCAAAGAUCAUGUGCAAAAUAUAUACAGUAUACAAUUGUUCUGAUCCUUACAAGAUUGGUUGCAAUAAAUAUUUACUGUGAAAUAA